UCCGCCGCCAAGGACCAAGAGUAAAUUUAGCUCCGCCUCAGUUAGAUCUACAUGAGCCUCAUCUUGAUCCGUAUCGGGCACCUAUUCAACCUCACUCCCGCAUGAGAAUCUUACAAAGAAUAAUCGAGCCUUUUCGUCCACAGGCUCGCAAAAUGACAACAAUCGCCUCAUUAAAGCGGCUUUCAGCCAAAUCCCUCUCUGAGAAGAUCCUCGAGGAAGUCAAUGCCACAGAUCCCACAUUCGCUGUUAUCGAUGUUCGUGAUAAUGAUUACAUUGGUGGACAUAUCAAGGGCUCAACAAAUAUCCCCGCACAUACUCUCGACGCCAUGAUGCCAACUCUAGUCCGUCGCCUCAAAGACAAAAAGACAGUUGUUUUUCACUGCGCACUCAGUCAACAGCGGGGUCCGAGUGCGGCACUAAAGUAUGUGCGUGAGCGGGAUGGUCUUUUGAAGUCUAUGGGCGAAGAUCCCAAGGGAGAGAGCGGUCAAGAUGUGUUCGUGCUGGAUAGGGGAUUCUCAGGAUGGCAAGAGGUUUACGGAGAGGAUGAAAGAUUGACGGAGGGAUACGUUAAGGAUUUGUGGGACAAUUAUUAAUUCAUUCAGAGCUAGAGUUGAGUCUUCCGAUAGAACCCCUACUUCCAUCUCAUGCUUCCCACUGUGUUUUGACCAAGACUUUUCGAGAGACUAGACCAGGCUAAGAGAGUGAUAUCACCCA
Messenger RNA from Fusarium odoratissimum NRRL 54006, 714 nucleotides. RefSeq lists its product as uncharacterized. Bases 102 to 593 code for a protein of 163 amino acids. Gene Ontology annotation, molecular function: protein tyrosine phosphatase activity. Gene Ontology annotation, cellular component: nucleus; cytoplasm. The transcript has 2 exons. Lineage: Eukaryota; Fungi; Ascomycota; Sordariomycetes; Hypocreales; Nectriaceae. The record is from RefSeq and is a predicted model, not a curated record.